UCCCUGCGGAAUCCGAUGUGGAGGCCCAGAGGUGACGUUCCCGCCUCCAAGAGGCCUUUUCUGAGAACUCACACCCUCCCCUCCGGUCUGGCGUUGGAAAACCUCGAUCAGAUGGUUGUCUCCAGUUUUGGAAGUCUGGAAAGUCAGCCUGAUUUCCGGUCCCCAGAGUUCGAAGAAUUUAACGGGAAACCUGACUCACUCUAUUUUAAUGAUGGCCAGCGAAGAAUCGACUUCGUCCUGGUGUAUGAAGAUGAGAGCAGGAAAGAGAACAAUAAAAAGGGUUCAAACGAAAAGCAGAGGAGAAAAAGACGGGCCUAUGAAUCGAACCUCAUCCAUGAUGGCCUGGAGCUAGAAGCAACGAGAUCGGUUUUGGAUGACAAGCUAGUAUUUGUAAAGGUACAUGCCCCGUGGGAGGUGUUAUGUACAUAUGCGGAGUUAAUGCACAUCAAAUUGCCUCUGAAACCCAAUGAUCUGAAAACCCGGUCUUCAGCCUUCGAUAAUUUCAACUGGUUUAGCAAAGUCCUCCAAGUGGAUGAAAGUAUCAUCAAGCCAGAGCAGGAGUUUUUCACCGCUCCAUUUGAGAAGAACCGAAUGAAUGAUUUUUAUAUUCGUGAUCAAGAUACCUUCUUUAAUCCAGCCACCAGAAGCCGCAUUGUUUACUUCAUUCUCUCCCGAAUCAAGUAUCAAGUGAGCAACAAUGUUAAAAAGUUUGGAAUUAACAAACUUGUAAGCUCUGGGAUCUACAAGGCAGCUUUCCCUCUUCAUGAUUGCAACUUCAGCUAUCCAUCGGAGGAUUUCAGCUGCCCGAAUGAACGGUACCUGCUGUACAGAGAAUGGGCUCAUCCUCGAAGCAUAUACAAAAAGCAGCCCUUGGAUCUCAUCAGGAAAUAUUAUGGAGAGAAGAUCGGAAUCUAUUUUGCCUGGCUGGGCUAUUACACUCAGAUGCUCCUCCUGGCAGCAAUAGUGGGCGUGGCGUGCUUUCUCUACGGAUACAUGAAUCGAAAUAACUGCACAUGGAGCAAAGAAGUUUGUGAUCCUAAUAUUGGCGGCAACAUCAUAAUGUGUCCUCAGUGUGAUAAGCUUUGUCCAUUCUGGAAACUCAAUAUUACUUGCGAGUCCUCACAGAAAUUGUGCAUCUUUGACAGCUUUGGAACCCUAGUCUUUGCAGUAUUUAUGGGGGUAUGGGUUACCUUGUUUUUGGAGUUUUGGAAGCGGCGCCAGGCGGAACUUGAGUAUGAAUGGGACACUGUUGAGUUACAGCAGGAAGAACAGCCCCGGCCCGAAUAUGAGGCACGAUGUACUCACGUGGUGAUCAAUGAGAUUACUCAGGAAGAAGAGCGUGUUCCCUUUACUACCUGGGGGAAAUGCAUACGUGCCGUCCUCUGUGCGAGUGCUGUCUUAUUCUGGAUCCUACUUAUCAUUGCUUCAGUUAUUGGGAUCAUUGUCUACAGACUCUCAGUGUUCAUUGUAUUUUCUGCAAAACUUCCCAAGAACUUGAAUGGAACAGACCCGAUCCAGAAGUAUCUGACCCCACAGACGGCCACGUCCAUCACCGCUUCCCUCAUCAGCUUCGUCAUCAUCAUGAUUCUGAACACCAUCUAUGAGAAAGUGGCAAUCAUGAUUACUAAUUUUGAACUCCCAAGGACCCAGACUGACUAUGAGAACAGCCUAACCAUGAAGAUGUUCUUAUUCCAGUUCGUCAACUACUACUCUUCAUGUUUCUACAUCGCAUUCUUCAAGGGCAAAUUUGUCGGUUAUCCCGGAGACCCAGUGUAUUGGCUGGGAAAAUACAGAAAUGAAGAGUGUGACCCAGGCGGCUGUCUCCUUGAACUGACAACACAACUGACAAUAAUCAUGGGAGGAAAAGCAAUCUGGAAUAACAUACAAGAGGUGUUACUUCCCUGGGUCAAGAAUCUAAUCGGACGCUGUCGCACAGUUUCGGGCUCAGAAAAGAUAUCCCCGCGAUGGGAACAGGACUACCAUCUGCAGCUCAUGGGCAGGCUGGGAUUAUUUUAUGAAUAUCUUGAAAUGAUUAUUCAGUUUGGCUUUGUCACCUUAUUUGUGGCCUCUUUUCCACUGGCCCCUCUGCUGGCUCUGGUGAACAAUAUAUUGGAAAUAAGGGUGGACGCGUGGAAAAUGACUACGCAGUAUAGACGCAUGGUGCCAGAAAAAGCCCAGGACAUUGGAGCGUGGCAGCCCAUCAUGCAAGGAAUCGCCAUCCUGGCUGUGGUGACCAAUGCCAUGAUUAUUGCUUUCACAUCAGACAUGAUCCCCCGCCUGGUGUAUUACUGGUCCUUCUCUGUCCCUCCAUAUGGGAACCACACCCACUACACCAUGGACGGAUACAUCAACAAUACUCUCUCCUACUUCAACAUCGCCGACUUCAAAAACAGGAGCAAGGGAAAUCCAUACUCCGGGCUUGGUAACCAUACCACGUGCAGGUACCGUGAUUUCCGGUACCCUCCUGGACACCCACAGGAGUAUAAACACAACAUCUACUACUGGCACGUGAUCGCGGCCAAGCUGGCUUUUAUCAUCGUCAUGGAGCACGUCAUCUACUCCGUGAAGUUUUUUCUGUCAUACGCAAUUCCGGACGUAUCGAAAAGCACAAAGAGCAAGAUUAAGAGAGAAAAAUACCUAACCCAGAAGCUUCUCCAUGAGAAUCACCUCAAAGAUAUGACCAAAAACCUGGCUGAGCACAUGAUAGGGGUGGUAGAUAACCACUUACGGCCCAAAUUAGAGUAAGGGCUUUAUGUUCUGAGAAAAACCUUACAGAAUUUUGGUCUGUCAAAAAAUAUUAUGGACCUCUAAUGAAAAUGCUUAGAAACCUCCCCUUCUGCAGCAGAAUGGGUUCUUGUUUUCCUAUGUGAUUGUGUUUAGGGAGUGUUUCCUUUCUUCACUUUGCCAGACCUGUGCCAGUUACCUCCCCUCACAGUGCCAUCGUUAAGACGACGUGCGCUAGCUUCUGCAUGGUUGAGAACUGGUCACUCGGAAUGCAGCCUGAUGCUGUGUGAAGUGGCAGAGAGACGAGAAUUCAUGAUAUGUAGGUGCAUUAUCACAGCCCCACGGAAAAGGAAACCUCAGCUAGCAGGAAACAGCUGGCGGGCUUCAUUUUGGCCUAUCUGCCCAUCUCAAAGAAACGCUCAUCGUGGACUGGAAUGAGGACAGCGAGGUUCUGCAGCGUGUCUGUGCCAACCCACAGUGACACCUCUUAUCUGCCAGGAGCCAUCCCAGAAUGGCCUGUGCCUCAUCAGUGUUCACUGCUUGGCAACUCUGAAGGGAGUAAGGUGACAGAGGCGGGGAAAGUUACACUCAAAAGGAAUCAUAACUCCUGUUGAACAAGAUCAUUAAUUCACCUCUUCUAAAGAUACGUAGUUUCUUAAAAAAAAAAA
Molecule: messenger RNA, 3392 nt
Organism: Miniopterus natalensis
Lineage: Eukaryota; Metazoa; Chordata; Mammalia; Chiroptera; Miniopteridae
Source: RefSeq, a predicted model, not a curated record